CCACGUUGUCACUUGUCACCAAAAUUCCCCAUUCUCCACCCUCUGCCUCUCUCUCUCUCUCUCUCUCUCUCUCUUAAAAACCUCAUAUCACACGCAAUCUUUCUCUGUUUCUCACAUGAUCUAGUUUCCCCUCUAUUAAAUUUCUGUCGCAGCUUUUGACAUUCUCUGCCCCAACAUCACAGCUCUUCUCCACCCUUAAACUAAACCUCACUCUCACUCUUCUCUCUCCUCUCAUCACCACACGCACGCACACACACCCUUUCCCUUCCCUCCCAACAUCUUCUAUGCUUCCACUUUCCCUAUAAAUCCACGUGAUAGCAGAAACUGUAGUGUGCACAAACCCCACAUAGCAUGCACAACAUGGAGAGAAAAAUUACGAGAGAUGAAUCAUACCCUCAAAGAAAAAGAACCCCCUCUUUCUCCUCAUCCCUCUUAGACGCCAUUUACCGUUCAAUCGACGAAUCAAAAUCCAACCUUGACGAGGAUCAACAACUGGGUCACUUCAAAGACACAACCACCUACACCCCAAAACAGAGCAAAUUUACCCACAACAACUACCACAGAGACAGAAGUCAAAACAAAGAGAAGACUAAUCUUCACCGAACCGUUAUGGUAGAAGAUUGGAUCGAGAAACAAAGCUCACACUCCCACAGCUCUAACUUCUUGAAUUCAACUUCAACCUCUUCAGAGUCAUUGUUCUCAUCCUCAGAAACAGAAACAAUUCACAAAUCAAAACCCAAGUCAGAGAAGAAGCAACAUCAGCAAAAGCCAAAGAGAGAGGGUCAAGGUGGUUUUGCGAGGACAAAGUUAAGGGCUUUGAAGAUCUACGGCGAGUUGAAUCAGAAAGUGAAGCAACCCAUUUCACCGGGAAGUCGCAUAGCUAGUUUCCUUAGCUCAAUCUUCAACUCUGGGAACGUGAAAAAGGCCAAAAUGUGCUACGUUGGUGCUGUUGAGGAUGUUACUUUUGAACACACAACUAAGUCACCGUGUUUCUCUUCUUCAGCGUCUUCGUUUUCGAGAAGGUCUUGCAUGAGCAAAACAAAACCCACCAACGGAACCAAAAGAACCGUGAGGUUUUACCCAGUUAGUGUUAUCCUUGGAGAGGAUUCUCAACCAUGUAGCCACAGGUACACUUAUGAGAACGAUCCAAGUUUGUUGCCGUUACCAAGUGUUCGAACAAUAACUUCCAUGACAAAGGAGGUGAAGAAUUGUGUUGUGGCCAAAGAUAAUGGUUUUGUGAAGGGUUACCAAAAUUCUGGUAAGGGUAAUAAUAAUAAUAAGUUCGGUUUUAGAGGUUUUUAUGAUGAUGGUGAUGGUGAUGAAGACGAUGACGAUGAUGCUUUGAGUUAUUCAAGUUCGGACCUGUUUGAAUUGGAUCAUCUUAUUGGAGCUGCAAGGUACCAAGAAGAGCUUCCCGUUUAUGAAACUACAAAUUUAGAAACGAAUAAGGCCAUCGCUAAUGGUCUUCGUUUGUAGAUUUGUAUCCUCUUCAUGAGAAAAAAAAAAGGGGGAUGUAAUUAAUUCCAUGAUUUCUGGAGCUCAAUUGAAAAUAAUUCAUUAUUCUUUCUUCAAGGAGAUUUACGUGUGCUACGUUUUAUUUCAAUUUUUUUAAUGACAUAGUUGGGGUGCCUUAUAGGCUUCAAUCAUGCGUGCUAGGAAUAUAGUAUCAUGGAUAAAACUUAAGUGUACUUUCUAAAGCGUUUUCGAUGUUAUUUUUUAAUUUAAACUAAACUUUAAUACUGCAGCUUAAAUUUUGUUCAUAUAUUAUAUAUUGGACAAAUUUUGGGACAAAUUGGAUAUCGAGGGUCUGAGAGAGCGUAAUAGCUGAAAGCAUUCUCACGUUCACUUGAACAAUUUUGUCAAAGCAUACUACGACAAACUGAAAAGAGAUAAAAAGCAAAAGAAAGAGAAUGAUCGAGAUUUUUUUUUCUUCUUAAACUAUGUACCAAAAUUGUUACAAAUGCAUAGUAUCUUAUCAUAGCUGGAGAGAUAAAAAGCAAGGAUAAAAAUUGUCGUUUAAGAGAUUUUUUUCUUUUCCUCACUGAUGAGAAAAGAAGAGUAGAAAAAGGAGCUUUUCCACUGGUUUAGCACAUGGCCUUUGGUGAAACACAGUAAAAAUCUCCCUCACUUUAACGUGAUAGGAGAUUUCAAUAAAUGAUUACUACUCACCACAUUUUGCUCAUUUGAAAGUCGCAAUUAGAGUGUGAAUUUGAACUGAUAUUGCAGGUUGUAAAGCCAAAAUUGAAGGCUAGCUAAUUGACAAAUGAUAACCAAACAUAUAAAAUGGAGAAAGUGAAAUAUUAGAUGCAAAGCAGACAAUGUAGGGCCUCCGAUAUGAAUUGGAGAAGUCAACAUGUGGUAGGAUCAGGCAUGAUGGCUCAUUCAAACUAAAUAACUUUUUACACCAAACGAGAAAAACAACACACCAAAGGUUAAAAAUAAAGGAAAAUGUUGCUUGCUCCAUUGGUAAUAGAUAUUAAAGAUGUUCUCUUUCAUAUUGGAAUGUAUGUUUGAGAU
Abrus precatorius (Indian licorice) is the source of this 2517-nucleotide messenger RNA. RefSeq names its product protein BIG GRAIN 1-like A. The record is from RefSeq and is a predicted model, not a curated record. Gene Ontology annotation, biological process: auxin-activated signaling pathway. Bases 352 to 1476 code for a protein of 374 amino acids. Lineage: Eukaryota; Viridiplantae; Streptophyta; Magnoliopsida; Fabales; Fabaceae. The transcript has a single exon.